Talpa occidentalis (Iberian mole) is the source of this 2165-nucleotide messenger RNA. RefSeq names its product pyruvate dehydrogenase complex component X (gene PDHX). Gene Ontology annotation, cellular component: mitochondrion; pyruvate dehydrogenase complex. The record is from RefSeq and is a predicted model, not a curated record. Bases 217 to 1542 code for a protein of 441 amino acids. NCBI's taxonomy places the organism in Eukaryota, Metazoa, Chordata, Mammalia, Eulipotyphla, Talpidae. Gene Ontology annotation, molecular function: acyltransferase activity. Gene Ontology annotation, biological process: pyruvate decarboxylation to acetyl-CoA. The transcript has 11 exons.
CCAGGUUCCGCCAUGAUGCCGCCACCUGCGUCUCGUUUCCUGGGAAUUAAGGGCACGGCGGCCCCGCCCCUACCUGCGCGCCGUUACGCUCCGAGCAGCAGUCUCCUUCCGUAGCGCGACAACCAGACAUGGCAGGAGUGGGGGGCACCCUCGGCUUCCAAUCUGCGCAGGGCGUUACGUGCCGCGCUCUACCUGGCUGAUCCUAUUAAGAUACUGAUGCCAUCGCUUUCUCCUACAAUGGAAGUAGGAAACAUCGUGAAAUGGCUGAAAAAGGAAGGUGAAGCUGUGAGUGCUGGAGAUGCCUUAUGUGAAAUAGAGACAGACAAAGCUGUGGUUACCUUAGAUGCAAGUGAUGAUGGCAUCUUGGCCAAAAUAGUGGUUGAAGAAGGAUCUAAAAAUAUACGGUUAGGGUCACUAAUUGGUUUGCUGGUUGAAGAAGGAGAAGAUUGGAAACAUGUUGAAAUUCCCAAAGAUAUAGGUCCACCACCUCCAGCUUCAAAGCCAGCGGCGCCUCCUCCCUCACCAGGACCACAAGUUUCCCUCCCUGCCAAGAAGGAACAUGCACCCGGGAAACUGCAGUUCCGUUUAAGUCCAGCUGCCCGCAAUAUUCUGGAAAAACAUGCACUGGAUGCUAGCCAGGGCACAGCCACUGGCCCUCGGGGGAUAUUCACUAAAGAAGAUGCUCUCAAAUUGGUCCAGUUGAAACAGACGGGCAAGAUCACUGAAUCCAGACCCACCCCAGUUGCUCCACCCACUCCUGUCCAGCCUUCGCAACCACAGGCCACAGCCAUGCCAUCUUAUCCCCGGCCACUCAUCCCACCGGUAUCAACUCCUGGACAACCCAAUGUAGCGGGCACAUUCACUGAAAUCCCUGCUAGCAAUAUUCGAAGAGUUAUUGCCAAGCGGUUAACUGAAUCUAAGAGUACUGUGCCUCAUGCUUAUGCUACUACUGAUUGUGACAUUGGAGCUGUUUUAAAAGUUAGACAAAGUCUGGUCAGAGAUGACAUUAAAGUAUCAGUAAACGAUUUUAUCAUCAAGGCUGCAGCUGUAACCCUUCAACAAAUGCCAGUUGUUAAUGUAAGUUGGGAUGGAGAGGGUCCAAAGCAACUGCCUUUUAUUGACAUUUCAGUGGCUGUGGCCACAGAUAAAGGUUUAAUCACACCAAUCAUAAAAAAUGCUGCUGCUAAGGGUAUACAGGAAAUUGCUGACUCUGUAAAGGUUUUAUCAAAGAAAGCAAGAGAUGGAAAAUUGUUACCUGAAGAAUAUCAAGGAGGUUCUUUUAGUAUUUCCAACUUGGGGAUGUUUGGCAUUGAUGAAUUCACUGCAGUGAUCAACCCCCCUCAGGCUUGCAUUUUGGCUGUUGGGAGAUUCCGCCCUGUGCUGAAGCUCACUCAGGAUGAAGAGGGAAACGCCACGCUGCAGCAGCGCCAACUCAUAAGGGUCACAAUGUCGAGUGACAGCCGUGUGGUCGAUGAUGAACUGGCUACCAGGUUUCUUGAAAAUUUUAAAGCAAACCUAGAGAAUCCUAUCCGACUUGCCUAGUCCUCAAAGAUAAGAAGGUGGUCUUUGACAUAGUUGCAUUACUGUUACCAAGAAAUAUAUACUGUGGAAGACAGGUAUUUAAGUGUGAAAUGGAUAAAAUGUUUAUUUAUUUAAGGUAAAAGAGUUUGACCCAAGUUGUCUUCAUUUUCACUUUGGGGUUAAUGUUGUAGAAGUAGGUGAUAAGUGUAAUGAAUAAGAGAGAAUAUUUGAUUAGUCAGAUCCAUUUUAACCUCUGGUGCUAAAAGGGGUGUUAACUAGAUGUAAAUUAUAACUUUGGCUCAUUUGAGCAUUUUAGAAUACUUGAGAAUGUAUGAUAACUUGUAAAAUCAAAAAAUUAUUAGAACCUAAUUGUGUCAAAAUUAGAACUGGUCUUUAAAGGGAUUCCCAUGGGACUCCACUGUUACAAGCACUGUUCUAGGUAUGUUUGAACUACUCAUGUACAGUUUACUCUGGAUAAAAGUAACUAAAUAAGGGUCAUAUUGUAUUAGAGGUUGUGGCAAAAUUAUUGAAUUUUGUAUGUAUAUAAAGCCAUAUGUUUCAGAGUGGUUUCUAUUAGUCUUAUUUUUCACUUCUAUAACACUGUGAACUUACAAAGAAGAAUAAUUAAAAAAUACAAAAUGAGA